CUCUUUUCUUGCACCUAUACGCGGCGUGGUGCAAUAUGGGUGGGAAAAGUCAGGCAUAACAGCCAAACAUGGCAGGAGGCAAAAAGAGGACUGUUCGCCAGUCCACAUUUAACAACACAAUUAAUUCCAUAUGGCAGGACAAACACCUGAUUUUGUUCAAACCAGAGCACACACUCUUGGUCGCGGCGGUCCUGUGGUUUGUGGAAAUCGGCAUUAACUUGUGGAUCAUUCAAAAAGUAUCAUAUACAGAGAUUGAUUGGAAAGCCUACAUGGAUGAGGUUGAGGGUGUCAUAAAUGGCACCUAUGACUAUACCCAGUUAAAGGGAGACACAGGGCCUCUUGUGUACCCAGCUGGAUUUGUCUACAUUUUCACUGUGCUUUACUAUAUAACAGAUCAGGGGCUGAAUAUUAGACUGGCACAGUAUUCGUUUGCUAGCUUCUAUCUUAUCACUCUUUUUUUGGUCUUCCGAAUUUACCACCGUACAAAGAAGGUCCCACCAUAUGUUUUUUUCUUUGUGUGCUGUGCGUCAUAUCGAAUCCACUCCAUUUUUGUGUUGCGACUCUUUAAUGACCCUGUGGCAAUGAUGCUGCUCUUUGGAGCAGUCAACCUAAUUCUGGAUGCACACUGGACCCUGGGUUGUGCCCUUUAUAGUCUAGCUGUGUCGGUGAAGAUGAACGUGAUGCUAUUUGCUCCAGGACUCCUCUUCAUCCUCCUGUCAGAGUUUGGACUGUUGAAGACUCUUCCCAAGCUCACAAUCUGUGCCAUCAUCCAGCUUGUUUUAGGUUUACCCUUCCUCUUGGUGAAUCCUUUAGGCUACGUGACCCGGGCGUUUGAUCUGGGCCGUCAGUUUCUGUUUAAGUGGACGGUGAACUGGCGAUUCUUGCCUGAGGACCUUUUCCACAGCAGGUACUUCCACCUGGUGCUGUUAUUUGCACACCUGGCCACACUUCUCUGUUUUGCUUUGAGGAGAUGGAAGAGGUCAGGGAGCAAUGUUUGGGUUCUUUUCAAAGAUCCUUCUGUGAGGAAGCCAAUGACACAGAAGCUCAGUGCUGACCAGAUCGUUCUCAUAUUGUUCUCUUCAAACUUCAUUGGUAUGUGCUUCUGCCGCUCGCUGCACUACCAGUUCUACGUUUGGUAUUUCCACACUCUGCCCUACCUACUGUGGAGCGGUGGGGUGAAGAAACUGGCUCACCUGCUCAGAGUGUUGAUACUGGGUCUGAUCGAGCUUGCAUGGAACACGUAUCCCUCCACCGCCUACAGCUCUUUGUCCCUGCAUGUCUGCCAUCUCAUCAUCUUGCUGUGUCUGUGGUUCAACCCAACCUCUCCUCCACCAGAUACAGGCUCAGAGUCGCAUAAGACCAAACGCCAAUGAGUGCUGCUGCUACUGGCAUCUGUGUUCUUGCUCCAUGCACAACUCUCUCUGCUGGGUGCAGGAGGGAGAACGUUAGCACUGCUGUUUUUUCAGCCUGUGACCUCUAAAGGAUAAGAUGGAUUCAGAUGUGCAGGAAAAUCUUAAAGAACAAUGUUUUUUCAUGUGGAUCAGCAUAUAAUGUGACUUUAUACAUGUAGAAUUUCAUUACAUGCAAAUUGAAAAGA
Tachysurus fulvidraco (yellow catfish) is the source of this 1597-nucleotide messenger RNA. RefSeq names its product ALG3 alpha-1,3- mannosyltransferase (gene alg3). The transcript has 10 exons. NCBI's taxonomy places the organism in Eukaryota, Metazoa, Chordata, Actinopteri, Siluriformes, Bagridae. Gene Ontology annotation, molecular function: dol-P-Man:Man(5)GlcNAc(2)-PP-Dol alpha-1,3-mannosyltransferase activity. Gene Ontology annotation, cellular component: endoplasmic reticulum. Bases 69 to 1373 code for a protein of 434 amino acids. The record is from RefSeq and is a predicted model, not a curated record.